This is a messenger RNA of Capronia coronata CBS 617.96, 1572 nucleotides long. RefSeq lists its product as uncharacterized. Gene Ontology annotation, cellular component: membrane. Bases 1 to 1572 code for a protein of 523 amino acids. Gene Ontology annotation, biological process: carbohydrate transport; transmembrane transport. The transcript has 8 exons. Gene Ontology annotation, molecular function: carbohydrate:proton symporter activity. NCBI's taxonomy places the organism in Eukaryota, Fungi, Ascomycota, Eurotiomycetes, Chaetothyriales, Herpotrichiellaceae. The record is from RefSeq and is a predicted model, not a curated record.
AUGGAGGUUGCACCAUCCUUAGCACCGGCGACACGCUUGACGGGACGGUUUGUGCCGAGGAAAUCGGGAGUACUGAUCGUGCUCGUUGUUCUAUCAUGUCUGGUGAACUCUAUGACAAUGGGUUACGAUGGAACCAUGAUGAACGGGCUUAACAUCCUGCCCUCGUUUUACAACACCAUCAGCUUGAACACCGCGGGCCAGUCUGUGAAUACUGGCAUCAUUUGGGUCGGAGGAUGUGUCGCCGCCCUGUUUUCCGGCCAAGUCAUCGACCGAUGGGGACGCAAGGCCGGUAUGGCCUAUGCUGUUGCUAUAUCAUGCAUUGGAAUCCCACUCCAGGCUGCAGCUCAAAACUCCACAAUGUUCAUCAUAGCCCGGCUGAUUGUUGGUAUCGGCGUUGGCUUGAGCUCGGUAGCCUGCCCGACCUACUGCUCUGAAGUGGCACCACUACGCUGGAGGGCUUUCUGUCUGGGGCUGUACUAUGCCUUCUGGUAUGGCGGAGGUCUGUUUGCAUCCGGCUUGACGUACGGCACUGGCAGGAUCCAGAGCUCUUGGGCAUGGCGGCUUCCGUCCUUGCUCCAGCUUAUUCCUGCCCUACUUUGCCUGGCAGUCUUGCCAUUCAUUCCGGAAUCCCCGCGAUGGUUAAUGUAUCACGAUCGGGAGGCCGAAGCCCUGGAAGUGUUCGCAAUUAUGGCGGCAGACGGGGACGUUUCCGAUCCUGUGGUUGUCACCCAAUUUCGACAGGUUCAUGAGACCGUCCUGUUCGAGAAAGAGCAUAAGGCAAGCAAUAACUGGCUGGAUGCGGUGAAGACACACAACAAUAGGAAAAGAAUGUUGCUAGCAUGCUCAUGUGCUGUCAUUGGAAACAUGAGUGGGAGUGGCAUCGUUUCGUACUAUCUAGGUACAAUGCUCAGCCAAGCCGGAAUCACCAACACGACCACUCAACUGCAGAUCAACAUUUACUUGUCUCUCUGGUGUCUAUUCACUGCGACGCUUGGGACAUGCUUUGCAGACAAGAUAGGGCGGAAAAAGCUAGGUGCCGGCUCCAUGGGCGCCUCUUUGGUGUUCCUGUACCUUGUCGGGGUGUUCACAAAACUGUACGGAACCGGAGACGACUGGUCAGGGACUCUGGCAACUGUGGCUUGCAUUUUUCUCUAUCAAGGCGUUUACUCCUUCGGCUGGACGACUCUACUGGUUAUGUAUCCUCCGGAAGUGUUGAACUUCAGCUUACGAGGGAAUGGAAUGAGUAUCUAUACCUUCUUUUCCAACGGUGCUGCCUGCGUCGUCACUUUCGCUUUUCCAUUUGCUCUUGAAGCUAUCGGAUGGAAAACUUAUAUGAUCAACGCAUCCUGGGACGUCCUCGAGGUCCUAUUCAUUCUCUUCUUUUGGGUGGAGACCAGCAACAAGACACUUGAGGAAAUCGACGUGCUUAUCGAUGGAGAUGUCCAUUUCGAUGCCCCAACUCUCAUGGCUGUGAUGGUUGGUGAUGCUGAGGUCAAUCCGGACAUAGUGUUGAAGAAGGAUGCAAUCGACGCGAAAGAUACAAGUAAGCAGGCUAUUGUUUCAGUUUGCUAG